AUGUCAAGGAGCUCAGUGACUCUUUUGAGCUACAUGGCGAGUUACCUGGUAUUGAUCGGAAGAACAUUGAUAUCGAGUUUACCGAUGCAUCAACUCUCAUCAUCAAAGGCCGCAUUGAACGAAGUUACACUAAAGUCACGCCUCCAAGAGGGAAUGACAACGGCGUCUCGGUCAAGAAGUGCAAGGAUCCAGACACAUUAG
Blumeria graminis f. sp. triticale is the source of this 201-nucleotide messenger RNA. NCBI's taxonomy places the organism in Eukaryota, Fungi, Ascomycota, Leotiomycetes, Helotiales, Erysiphaceae. The record is from the annotation of a GenBank genome assembly.